AUGUCAACAAUGAUAAUCAAUGAGGACUAUGAUUCUGAUAUAGAGAUCUUUGAACAACGCAAUUAGCAAAUUUAACAAUUAAAAGAAUAGUAGUUGCAAUUCAAAGAACAAUUAUUGCAGCAUAUUCAGAAUAAAGAUUACGAUUAUAACUUAAUAUCCCCAAUUCCAUAUCCAAUGGACAAGAAGAUUAGAGAUAAGGGUAACAAUGCAGCUAAUCUGUUAUAAUUGAAUAAAAGCCAUGAUUUAGCGAGCGAACGAUCAUAAAUUUCAUCCAAUUAUCAAUUUCCAUCCAAAACCAGCAAGACAAAUUUAAAAGGAAAUUACCUCUUCAAACAGAAUUACUUGCCCAAAACUCCAAAAAAGAAAGUUGCCAAUGUAACCACAACGAAAUCCUAUUGCAAUAAGAUUCAAAGCAACUUGAAUAAUAAGAAAUCUCCUUCUAAUAUUUCAACAUGCGAACAAAAGUCAGCAAGAACUCCAGAAUAAAUAAAACAUUAUGUGGGUGUCCUCUCGCCCUCUCCCUAUAACUCAUGGCUGAAGAAGGAUUUUGAGAACAAAUCAAAACAAUAUAAUUUGUCUUCUUUUACAAACAAACCUGCAGACAAGCCUCGUCAAGUAAUGAAGACAGAAGAAAAUACUAAAAUCAAUAAACCCUAAGAGAAGAAAAAUGUAGUUCCUGCUGAGAAACCUAAGAAGGGAUUCGAACAAUGGUAUGAUUCUUAGAAGAAAUGGUUGAGACAGACUGAGGAGAAGAUCUUCAAAUAGAAACUGUAAAUGGAGUAGGAACUAGGUGAGUAGGAACAGUUUAGUCAUUCUCCUGAAAUUCAUGAGGGAUCGAGGUAUAUUGUGCAGAAGAAAUACAAUAAUGCAAGUUUAUUAGAAAGGUAGAAAUUCUAUCAGGAAGAAUUGCAAUACAAAUAGUUCUAAAAGAAACUGAGAGAGGAGGAGGACAAGAAGAUUAAUUAAAUUAGAAUAAGUCCCUUCUCAAGAAAGAUAUUAAGAAGUACAUCUCCUAAAUCUAAUUGUUCUUUCACGAUUUGCAAUUCCUCCAAUCAAAAUUAUUCAACCAUAAUUAAAAAGUGA
Molecule: messenger RNA, 1083 nt
Organism: Paramecium tetraurelia
Lineage: Eukaryota; Ciliophora; Oligohymenophorea; Peniculida; Parameciidae
Exons: 3
Source: RefSeq, a predicted model, not a curated record